UACUUAUGCUUGUGCUUUCAUUUGUGGUGUUUCUUGGUAACCAUGGCUACGAAAUCGAUUAGUAGUUCAACAUUUGUAUUUAUGAUUUAUGGAACUUUAGUAUAAUUUUCUGUUUAAGAAGAUUUAGUUUGAAAACGAACGGUCUUCGAAAAUUAAAAUGUGGCAAGAUCAUGAGGUUCGUUUUGACGUGUCAUUGAUGGAUUUGCAAAUACGGGAUGGCGAAAGUUUAAUUGAUAAACUAGAUAUGAUUGAAGACACAAAAGGAAAUGCUGGCGACCAAGGUCGGCUAAUGGUAACCAACCUGCGAAUUAUAUGGCAUUCACUAAUGUUGCCUAGAAUUAAUUUAAGUAUUGGUUACAAUACAAUAGUUAACGUAUCAACUAAAACGAUAACUGUGAUCCAAGGAACGACUACACAAGCUUUGCAUAUUCUAACAUCUUUCAAAAACUGCAAAUAUGAAUUUAUUUUUACGAAUUUAAACACUAAAAAUUUCAGACACUAUACGUCAGUUACAGGAGUUUUCAGAGCAUAUAUGUCUACAAAAACUUAUCGCGAAAUAAAAUUACGAGGUGCCUUUAUACAAAACAAAUCACUUAUUACAUUACCGUCGGAAAUUAUAAGUAGUACAACUCUCGGAGUUUGGAAUUUAUCGACAGAACAAGGCAACGUUGGAACAUUUGUGAUAACAAACAUCCGAAUAGUUUGGUUCGCAGAUAUGAAUCAUCAGUUUAAUGUAUCAUUGCCUUAUUUAGCAAUGGAAAAUGCAUCUAUAAAGUCAUCUAAAUUUGGGCCAACGCUGGUAAUAAUAAGUACGAAAUCAAGUAAUGGUUACGUCUUAGGAUUUCGGGUCGAUCCAAUUCAAAAAUUACAUAUUCUUCACAAAGAAAUUCAAACUCUUAAGACAUCAUACGAUAAAAAUCCAAUAUAUGGUGUUGAAUAUACUUUUGAAUACCAGGGCGUAAUUGAACCUGAAGUAAAAGAAGAUCGAACAAACGAAAUACAAGAUAGCAGUGAUGAAAUUUCAAAUGUAUUUGGUUUAUAUUUCGCUGAAGAUGGUUUGAAACAACGUCAACCUCAAGUUGAUUCGUAUUUAGGACUAGCAGCUGAAGAACCUCGACCGGGAAUUUCUUUACAAAGUUUAUGGGAAUUGAUACCUGGCAAUGCAUAAUAAAAUAUUUUCAAAACAGUGGUUUUCAAUUAUUU
Molecule: messenger RNA, 1203 nt
Organism: Microplitis mediator
Lineage: Eukaryota; Metazoa; Arthropoda; Insecta; Hymenoptera; Braconidae
Gene: BBS5
Product: Bardet-Biedl syndrome 5 protein homolog
Exons: 8
Coding region: 158-1168 (336 amino acids)
Biological process (GO): cilium assembly; intracellular transport
Cellular component (GO): BBSome; ciliary basal body
Molecular function (GO): phosphatidylinositol-3-phosphate binding
Source: RefSeq, a predicted model, not a curated record